Molecule: messenger RNA, 987 nt
Organism: Drosophila kikkawai
Lineage: Eukaryota; Metazoa; Arthropoda; Insecta; Diptera; Drosophilidae
Gene: CAH4
Product: Carbonic anhydrase 4
Biological process (GO): one-carbon metabolic process
Cellular component (GO): plasma membrane
Molecular function (GO): zinc ion binding; carbonate dehydratase activity
Source: RefSeq, a predicted model, not a curated record
CACUGUUUUAAUUCACAGAAUACAAAAGACAUAUUCGUAUUGAAAACUUAGUCAAAAGUAUAGUAGUCCUGGGUUUUGUAAGUCUAUAAAAAUUGUACAAAUGUUUCUUGUGGCUAGGAGCUUUGCGUUAACCCAUUCCGGGACCCGGAGUCACUUUGGUUAUAACUAUGACAAGCAAGGAAGAGAUUGGAACGUGAAGGGUACUCGAAGGCAGUCCCCUAUUGCGCUGUGCACCUCUAAUAGCACCACGUGUAAUGUUCCCAAACUAAAGAUGAUUAACUAUGACAAACUCUUGGGGGAUCCCGUGACGGUGACCAACAAUGGGGUGACUGUGCUCAUGAGGAUCCCAAAGACUGUUGAGGGAAAGCAACCCGCUUUGAGCAUCAGCACUGAGGGCGGGCAUGUCUUUGAGGCCGAGCAAAUGCACUUCCAUUGGGGCUCAGAGCUGUGCAAAGGAUCCGAGCACCAUUUGGAUGGCCACUUCUACGAUGGGGAACUCCAUAUAGUUCACAAGAAUGCCAUCUACAAGAACAAUCAGGAAGCUGCUCUGCAUCGCAAUGGGUUUGCCGUUUUGGCUGUGCUCCUCAGGCACUCGGAGGCUCCACAAAAUGAGUCUCCGGCAAUGACAGACAUUUGCAAGCAGGUCGGAGAGAUUUCUUAUAUAAACGGUAUCCAACCCCUUCAGGGGAGGAUGGCCCUGGAAGACCUCUUUGUUAGUAUAGACCCCCACAGAUACUUGGCCUACCAAGGUUCCCUUACCACUCCGCCUUGUGCUGAGGCAGUCCUCUGGUUCGUUUUUCUUACUCCUGUCGAUGUGCCACAUGACUACUGGCGAAACUUCUGGCAGCUGAGGGAUUCCUAUGGCAAGCGUGUCCUUAAUACUUAUCGGGAUCUACAGGAAGAUUAUGAAAGACCCGUCUAUCUAAGUAAAGGCAAUGCAAGUGAAAUGUAAAAUGUAAAACCAUAUAAAUUGUGAUGUUAAAUGUG